This is a messenger RNA of Merops nubicus (carmine bee-eater), 848 nucleotides long. RefSeq names its product kelch-like protein 8. NCBI's taxonomy places the organism in Eukaryota, Metazoa, Chordata, Aves, Coraciiformes, Meropidae. The transcript is spliced from 2 exons. The record is from RefSeq and is a predicted model, not a curated record. Gene Ontology annotation, molecular function: protein binding. The annotation marks the transcript as partial.
AGGAAUAUGAACAGAAUUCAAUGACUGCUGAUGGACUGUUUUUUUUUCUUGGCAGGACUUUUUGAAGAUUCAUGGAGUGAAAGAAGAAACAGCUAAUGGCUUCAGAAUCUAUGCUCCCAGAGCAGGCAAAGCAACACGUGAGCAAGGGGAAGAGGCAGCAGCAGCAGCAGCCCAGAUCUUCCAGCAGCAAUGGUGAAGACGACAUCUUUGUAUUUGAAGCAAACGAGGCUUGGAAGGAUUUUCACAGCUCUCUUCUUCACUUCUUUGAAGCUGGCGAGCUCUGCGAUGUUACACUGAAGGUUGGUUCAAAGCUGAUCUCCUGCCACAAACUGGUGCUAGCUUGUGUUAUACCUUACUUCAGAGCCAUGUUCCUUUCAGAGAUGGCCGAAGCCAAGCAGACGCUGAUCGAGAUCAGGGACUUCGACGGGGACGCGGUGGAGGCGCUGGUGAAGUUCGUGUACUCCUCCCGGCUGACGCUGACGGUGGAGAACGUCCAGCCGCUCCUGUACGCCGCCUGCAUCCUGCAGGUGGAGCUGGUGGCAAAGGCGUGCUGCGAGUACAUGAAGCUGCACUUCCACCCCUCCAACUGCCUGGCGGUGAGGGCGUUUGCAGAGAGCCACAACCGCCUGGACCUGAUGGAGAUGGCCGACCAGUACGCCUGCGAGCACUUCCCGGCGGUGGUGGAGUGCGAAGACUUCGUCAGCGUGUCGCCACAGCACCUCCACAAACUCCUCUCCUCCAGUGACCUCAACAUUGAAAAUGAGAAGCAAGUUUACAGUGCUGCUAUUAAAUGGCUGCUUGCCAAUCCACAGCAUCAUGCCGCGUGGCUGGAUGAGAUACUUGCACAG